ACCAUCAGACGAGAGCACACACACAGCUCAAGGGCAAAGAAGAGGCAAGAUGGCUUUCAAAAUCACAGUUAUUCUGUCCGUGUUUAUGCUCACGUACCUUUUGGCUCCUUUGGUCUUUACUUCAGACAUCCAGAAGCCCUAUCCUAUUUCACUACUUGUAUACAACUCACUCACCAACCAGAAGAAUUUGACCUUCACCACUGACAUUGCAUACAGAGGGAUCUUACUUGGAGCUAUGAGAAAGAUCCAAGAAGCAGACAAUGAUUUUAAAUUCACCGUAGAAGAGAAUACAGACUAUGGUCCAUACCUUGUAAGUGUGAACGGAGUGGCAGGGAACAAUGCUGAACAUACGUACUGGGAGCUUCUUGUCAAACUGCAGGAUGGCACCAUAAUACGUCCUGAUGUGGGUGUUGGAUGUUAUAUACCAAACCCACAUGAUACAGUUAUCCUCAAAUUCACUAAAUGGUAAUCCAAAGAAGCUCUAUUAAUGCUGUAAUCGAGCUAGGGUCUUUCAUCCUUGACAAACACAAAGCACAAUACAUUGUGGUAAAUGGCAUCAAACAUUGUAUGAUUCCUCUUUGAUAAAAUCAUGUUAAAACAUCUUGCUGUAUGUAAGCCAUUUUUGUCAUAUUAAAAGCAAAAUUUACUGCA
This is a messenger RNA of Ictalurus punctatus (channel catfish), 651 nucleotides long. Its product is annotated as transcobalamin-1. The coding region runs from base 50 to 469 and encodes 139 amino acids. The record is from RefSeq and is a predicted model, not a curated record. Gene Ontology annotation, molecular function: cobalamin binding. The transcript is spliced from 4 exons. Gene Ontology annotation, biological process: cobalamin transport. NCBI's taxonomy places the organism in Eukaryota, Metazoa, Chordata, Actinopteri, Siluriformes, Ictaluridae.